GCCCAAAGUUAUAUGAAUAAUUAUGUCUAUUUCGAUUUCAUUUUAACUAUCAUCUAUAGCCACUGUACUUAUUUUUCAUUCUAUUUUAUUUUGAUGGUCCUAAUUUUGGGGCACAGACUAGAUGCACAGACCACACCUACUUCUCUCCCCCGAUCAACUUUUAGUUAUGAAAGUCGUUUUAAAAUAUGUGUUAAAUAAGUAAAUAAAUAAAAAAGGGAAAUGAUAGGAUACAAUAAAAUAGGAUUAGAUUUAGGAAUACAAAGGGGUAGCUGACUUGUGAGAGAAUGCCAGGUCAUACAAGAUUUUAGUAUGUAUUGACUACACGCUGAUAAAAAGUAAGUGCUGACUGCAUGGCCCUAACGUUACACUUUUGAAUCCCUGUAUGAUAUACCCCAAAAGAUCCCAGUUGAAUUAUGCGACAUGCGGGAGACGCUAGCGGAGUUUCAAACUAUAAUAUGAUUCCGCAACCCCAUUCUUUAACCCCUCAUGAGAUCCGACGAAAAUUCGGGAAACCAACAACCAGAGCUCAUUGACCUCUCAAUCGAGGCAGGAUGAAAUGCAAUGUCGAACAGAUUACGUCACAAGUCAUGUGUUGCUUGCGUCCGGAUGAAGCGGAAAUGUGAUCGAGGCUGGCCUCGCUGCCAGCGUUGUAUCAAAAGGGGCUCGGAAUGUCACUAUAUCGGCCAAGACUGUAAUCGGCAGCAGAACAAUACUGCUAUGCAGCCGCUAGUCUCUAGCCAACAGCAGUUUUUUGGACAAGCAUCAAGCAAUUGGCAAGUGGAGCAGUAUCAUGUGGAACCUUCGUCAGCGAUUACACCAUUCUGGGAUGGGGCGCCCUUACAGUUUACAGGCAAUUUCCACCUCACCAGUCUCUUUGACGGUAACAACUUCGACUUUUCUAACAUAGAAACCUCUACUUCUCAACAGAUCUUGAGCAAUCCCGACUUAGCCAUCACCCAAGCCAGCUCAGAUCCGGGACUCCUGCCCCGAGUGAACUUCAUGGCAAAACGACUUGCUAUGAUUCCGAGAGCAUUCGCACAGCAUGGUCAUACUAUCUUUAUCCACAGGAUGCAGUUCCAGCAAAACCCUUCUGUAGCUUUGUAUGACGCAAUGAGCGCUUGUGCAUUGUAUCACAUGAGAGGUGCGAUGAAUGAAGCAUUUGUGUUUGGAAAUUUGGAGCUUAAAUGCCAGCAAUUGAUUUCCAGUAUCAAUGCUAACAUAUCAUUCGUCACCAAAACAGAACUUCUCGCAGCUCUGCAAGCUCUUUUACUUUACCAGAUGAUCCGGUUAUUUGAUGGUGAUAUUCGUUUAAGAGCACAUGCGGAAUUCGAUGAACCAAACGCAACCUCGUGGGCAGCGCAACUCAACAACAUGAUCUGUCAUGACCACCAGAAUAUGGUUUUUGAUCCCAAUUCGACAGAGAUGAGUAUCGUGACCACGGGUAUUGAUUCAAACUGGAAUUCCUGGCUUGUGAAUGAGAGCAUACGAAGGACCGUCCUAGUUACAUUCAUGCUGAACGGAGUUUACAAUUUCCUGAAACUUGGUUAUUACACCCCAACGAAAUCACCUCAAUGCUUCACCGCCCAGGCAGCACUCUGGGGUGCGCAAUCCGCUCAUGAUUGGAUUAGAGCCCAAGAAACAACAGCGAGACUCGAAAUAUGGGUUGCGCAUUGGGAUGAGAUGAUAGCGAAUGUAAAACCGGCAGACUUGGAAGAGUUUGGUGUGUUGGUUAUGAUGAUGCUAUGGGGGGUUGAAGCCACGCAGAUCUGGUUGGGGGAUUCGCAUACCGAAUAUGGGUUUGAAGACAUUUUAAAGAAAUGAGAUACUCAUUCUGAUCUUGAUACACACAUCAUUGAGAAAUCGCAUGUGCCUACCUGUUGAUAUGAGGCAUGGAUGAACUGCGCA
This is a messenger RNA of Botrytis cinerea B05.10, 1905 nucleotides long. RefSeq lists its product as hypothetical. The record is from RefSeq and is a predicted model, not a curated record. The transcript has a single exon. The coding region runs from base 562 to 1821 and encodes 419 amino acids. NCBI's taxonomy places the organism in Eukaryota, Fungi, Ascomycota, Leotiomycetes, Helotiales, Sclerotiniaceae. Gene Ontology annotation, molecular function: zinc ion binding; DNA-binding transcription factor activity, RNA polymerase II-specific. Gene Ontology annotation, cellular component: nucleus. Gene Ontology annotation, biological process: positive regulation of transcription by RNA polymerase II.